GCUGAUGGCCAGCACUUGCGCGGGCCAUGCCACAGUAUGAUCCAGACCGGGUGUGGGUGCAGCAAGGAAAAAGCGCGUAACUCACACAACUUAUUAUACUGCUUAAUAGACUGACCGACUGUCUGACUGUACACUGCUGCAAGUAUCAGCUAUACAAUAAAGAAAUUGAAGAAGAAAAAAAAAGAAGGAAUCAGCAGAGGAAGCAUUAUACAGCAGGCAAUUGAAAAGGGGAGUCGGUGCAGAACACAUAUAUCCGCCCUCUCGUCUGCUAGUGCUGAUCCAUCCCUCCCUCUCCCCCCGCGGGGCUUUUCCAGCACAGUGCCAAACUUGCCAACGAAGCAAGUAUACCACCCAUCGGCUCUCGCUGCUGUGUCCGAAAGAGAAGCAGCAGCAGGCGGGAAGAAAAAGAAAAAGAAAAGCGCCUCUUCUUAGUGCCGACGUUUCGCGAAAAGGGGACGAACGACGAGUGAACGGAACCCGCUGAACGGGGGACGGGAGAAAAAGCGAGAGAGAGAGAGAGAGAGAGAGGGAGAGACGGUAAUAAACAACAACAACAACAACAACGAGAAGCCAUCAGUGAUUGAUUUGAACCGGAAGAAAGUGCUUCAUUUCCCCCCCAACCCCACCCCCCAAGUUUUCCUCUUUCUCCUAUUAUAUCAUUCCCGAAUAAUCCCCGAUGAAGUGGACGAGCGUGUUUGCAUCAGUCACCCCACCGCUGCUGCUGCUCCUGAUGAUGGUGGCGGCGGCUGGCCGCCAAGUGGACGGAUCCCCGGUGGUGGCGCCGGCGGAUGCGCUGGCGGGGACCGACUACGACUUCCGCAGGGGCGCCGCCAUGGCCGACGAAAGGUAUCUUACUUAA
Messenger RNA from Notodromas monacha, 859 nucleotides. The record is from the annotation of a GenBank genome assembly. NCBI's taxonomy places the organism in Eukaryota, Metazoa, Arthropoda, Ostracoda, Podocopida, Cyprididae.